Corylus avellana is the source of this 1532-nucleotide messenger RNA. RefSeq names its product homeobox-leucine zipper protein HOX6. Gene Ontology annotation, molecular function: sequence-specific DNA binding; DNA-binding transcription factor activity, RNA polymerase II-specific. The record is from RefSeq and is a predicted model, not a curated record. Gene Ontology annotation, biological process: positive regulation of DNA-templated transcription. Lineage: Eukaryota; Viridiplantae; Streptophyta; Magnoliopsida; Fagales; Betulaceae. Gene Ontology annotation, cellular component: nucleus.
UCGAUGCAAUCUGGACUAAAUAUGCAAAGCAUCACCAUUGAUAUGUUCCAAGUUACAAGAAUUUUUUGAUAGAGAUUCCUACCAUCCUAGUACGAAUUGUAAGGCGAAAGAUCUCAAUGAGACUCACUUGCCUAUGCAGGAGAUGAGUCCUACCCGCUCGAACAGACAAACCCCAUCAAGAAGAGCCUCUCACACUACCAAUCUAAUUAUAAAAGACAAACAAUUGUAAGAAAUUUUCAAUGAGCAGAGAGCACAAAAAGCUUAGACUAUUAUGAACCUUGAUGCAGCAAGUAGGAUGUUCCUCUGCAGCGAGUAGAUGUGAUAAUUCCCCUACCAAUGCUUCGGGCCCACACCGAGAUUCUAGACCACUAUCAAUAUCAUAUGUCUCUCAAAAGUCUAAAAACUCUUCCUUCAGUUCACACUCACUCUAAGAAAAAGAGAUCACUUUAUUAGAAAUAAGUGAAUGCUGGCAAGAAUCUUGACUCACGCAAUAAUAUGACAAGUAGAAGGAACAGCAGCACCAAGCAAAAAUUCAGUGAUGAACAAAUCAAGGCGCUGGAAAUUAUGUUCGAGGCAGAGUCAAGGCCAGAGUCUGUGAGAAAACUGCAGCUAGCUAAUCAGCUUGGCCUGCGGCCUCACCAGGUUGCAAUAUGGUUCCAGAAUCGGAGAGCCAGAUUGAAGACUAAGCAGAUUGAGCGAGAUUACCGCAUAUUGAAAGCAAAUUAUGACACUCUAGCUUCCAGCUUCGAGUCACUACAAAGAGAGCAUCAGUCAUUGCUCCUGCAGUCCCAGAAACUGAAAAGCCUGCUGGGUAAGUCUCACGGGAGAGAAAAGGGGAACAGCAGAGAAGGCAAAUCGGUGAAGAGAGAACCUGUGUUUGAAUCAAAUGAAACAGCCGGAGCUCUAUCAGAAAGUGACCAUCACCAAACCAACAUGCUGAUGAGUGAUGCUGCAGAAGAAACUGGCAUUCUGAACAUAGAAGAACCAGCAGAUGGUUCCCCACCAUCAUUAGGAGAUUGGUGCAGUAGUUUUCUUGAUUUGUCUAGUGGUGUUUGAAGGAAAAUAAAGCAUUUCUUGAAGUUUUGAGCUUAAAGGACCAAAUUUGGGAAAAGUUAGAGUUCAGAUCGAGCGCACCACACCUAGGCUUGAGCACAUCAAAGGAACGAUCGAGUGCAAGCUGCGAUCGAGCGCAUACAGGCGACCCAGAUACGGAAAGACUUAUUUUCUACUUAAAAUUAGGUUUUCCCAACCCUAAUUGGACUAGGGCUUUGUUCUUCGAUUUUAUUAGGUUUCCUAGGGUUUCUAGGUCUUUCUAAAACCUAUAAAUAGACUUCUAAGCCUUUGAGAAAAUAGACAAUUCCAGAGAGAAAAAUUUGGAGGCUACUUCAAGAAGCAUUUUCCAGUUUUUUCUUUCCCUUUUAUUUUAGUUUUAAUUUCAUUAUGUGUAACUAAACUCUUUGUUAGGACUAGAUUGAAGCCCUAAUCAUGUCUUGUUAAUUUAAUAUUAGUGCCGUUGUUUCAAUUAUUGUGGU